GGGUUACCUGUAGGGAGACAUAGAACCUGAAUGUACGAGUGCUAUAUAAGAGCUACUACUUGAAGUUCAGACUAUGUAGUCUUUAUUAAUAAGGCAGCAUGAGUAAGACAAAAUGGGUUACAAAAAGGCAGUGAUGUGCAGUUCGUUGUAUUUAUGACUAUUCACUGUUGUUUAAUUACGUAGUAUAUAUAGUUAUGUGUGUACAUUUAAAUCUACUUUGGUCUUUUAACUGCGUAUCUCAAGCACCUAAUGAAUGUGAAUUGACUGAGGUUUACAACACCUUUGGGAGGGCAGAGGGAAACAAUAACCUGUUACUGCCUGGGAUGAAACAGUAGGUGGUUUCCAGCAUACAGAAACCACAAACAAGCCCAGUGCGAAGAUUCCCUUUCUGAGCUCUGCUGAGCCUUGUUUUAUCUGUUCUCUACUUACUUGCAGAGAAGCUGGGACUGUGAAUGGGCUAUUGUUCUGUGCGGAUGCUGAUGUCAUUUUUAGGUAGCUGACCUCACUGCUGGACAAACCCAGUACAGAAAGAGCUGUCUUCAAGCCACGCAUCUGUAGGGAUUGCCUCAGAUCAGAUCCAGACAGUGGGUGUAAAGGUAAUGCAUUUCUGUAGGGAAGUCUCAAGCUUGCCACAGGUUGGAGCACCUUCCUAUGAAUCUUUGUACCUUAGUGCUUUCCUCAAAACACAGACACUUGUCCUGAAAAGCUUGUGCCUGCUUGCAGAGACAAGAGCUUGGUGACAAAGGAUAAUUCACGCAGAACACUCAUAUGUCUGCAAUUACAGUGGUUUUUAAAGGUGUAAGGCUUGUGACAGGAGAGAGCUGUUAGCUUUCCUAGUUAGGGUCUUGUUGAAUCCCUCCAGGCUGUGGCAAACAUAAGCAAUUUGUGUUUUUUUUUUUUUAAUUAUUAUUUUCUCCUUCAGGUUUGACAUCCAUCAACUAGGGAUGCACCUAUGUGUUAAGCAAUAAACUCCUGACCAGACCUUUAUUUUGCUAGGAACAGGAAGGAAGGUACUGCAGAGACCUCCCCGGGGAGAUGGGGAUGGCUAGGGGCAGCCAAGAACAGGAAUGACCCCCACCCAGCGGCAGUCAGCCGUGAGGUACAGGGGAUUCCUGAGGAGGCUGUGCUCGAUGACCCGGGCACUUCAGACUCUGCAGAGGGCUGUGCCAGGUCCACACUGGAGCUCUGGGCGUACCUACAGCUCUGUGGCAAGAAGUACAGGCUUCCCUGGAGCUGAGUGUGCCCAGCCAGCAGUCUCCCAUCCUUGCUGCUGGAGAUUUGAUGCUAAAUUGCUCAGCGGAAAGGAGGAGUAAUUUGAGCAGUGGAAGGAUCACAGCACCAUCUGCUGGGAUUGCUCAUCGGUCCCACAGCAGCAGGGGAGUGGUGUCAUUUCCACGCCAAAUACAGGGUAAUUUCCCUUUUUCCUUAAGUAUCAGAAAGCCAGAAGGGAGCUGAACAUUGCCCCCCAAAACAGCUUUGCCCAAGAACAAAAAAAUAAACUACCCGGUUUUUAUGCACUAACUGAACUUGCAGGAUUUUUUUUUGCAUAGGCUUAUCCGACUUCAGCAACAAUAUCUAAGUUUGGAGCCUCUUUUCUACCCCCGAUCUCCUUUUGUCUGUGUCUGUCCUUCUUCCCUCCUGCCUUGACAACCCGCUCCCCCUCCGCAGCAUCCCUUAUUGCUUCUCCCUGACGCUCUGGGGUGGUCCAGGGGCACGGCCAUGAUCUGAACAGGAAAUCUGCAUUGUUCGAGGCUGUUUCCUAAUGCAAUUUUCUGUUUCCACCGAAGGGUAUUUUGAUGAAGUAUAUACCUACUGCAACUCUCCACGUGUGGUUGCAAGCUUAGAAGUGCUCCGUGCCGGCACAGCUUCUUCCCUGCUAUUAACAGCAAUACAUAGAUCCUAGAAGCAGCUCGCUAGUGUACGGUGGCCACCUGGGCAGCCCCCCCGAGGCGACGGAAAGUCGAGCGGGGCUAGCGGCCGCGGGGUGAACCCCGCUUCGCCCCGUCCGCCGACUCCGCGCUCCGUCUUUUCCCGGCGCCUCCCUCGCCGCGCCCCGUCCCGUCCGGUCCGCGACUCCGCGCUCCGGGUUUCCCCGCCGGCCCGCGCCGGCCCCGCCCCGCGGCUCCGGUUUCAGCCGCUGCUACAGGGACCCCCAAGAUGGAAACGCAGGGGCUGCCCGCCGCGGAGGCGGCCCGGGCCCGGCCCGGCGCCCAACAUGGCGGCCCCGCCGCGCCGCCCGCCACCCCGCGCCGCCCGCCGCCGCCGCCCGGCUGGGAGCCGGCGGCCGCCGCCACCUCCUCCUCCUCUGCCGCCAGCACCGCCGCGUCGGGCCUCUACGUGAGCUUCCCGGUGCUGCUGGUGGAGGAGAAGCCGGAGCCCGGUGCCAGCCCCUGCGCGCCGCCGGCGGGGCCCGCGCCUGACAACGACGGGCUCCUGCUCGUCUUCAACGUGGUACGCGCCGCGGCCGAGGCGGGCGGCGAAGCGGGGCGCGCCCAGCCCGGCCCGCCGCCCGCCGAGCCGCCGGAGGAGGCCCCCGGCUCGGCGCCGCCGCCUCCUCCUCCUCCUCCUCCUCUUCCUCCUCCCCCGCCGCUGCCCGCCGCUACCGGCAGCGAUGGCGGCGGCGAGGACGGCUCCUUCUCGGGGACCAUCACCAUCAACAACCAGAGCCUGGUGGUGCGCAUCGAGAAUGGCGUCCUGACGCUGGGGCCCGGCGCCGAGCAGGCCGCGGGCGCCCCGCCGCCGCCGCCCGCCCCGCCGCCGCCGCCGCCCCCCGCCGCCGCCAGCCCCGCCGAACCGCCGGGCGGGCCGCGGCCGCGUUCGCCGCCGGCUUUCCCCUGCCCGGAGCCGCGCUGUGGCGAGGCUUUCCCCCGUAAGCAGCAGCUGCGGCUGCACCGCCUCUCGGCGCACGGCGGCGGCGAGGACGGCCGCGGGGCGGCGGGGGGGGCGGCGGCGGCGCGGCCCUUCGGCUGCCCGGUGCCGGGCUGCUCCUGGUCCUUCGCCACGGCCUACAAGCUGCGGCGGCACCUGCACUCGCACGACAAGCUGCGGCCUUUCGCCUGCGCCGCGCCGGGCUGCGCCAAGCGCUUCACCACCGUCUACAACCUGCGGGCCCACAGCCGCGCCCACGAGCAGGAGGCGGCGCACAAGUGCGAGGCGUGCGGGCAGCGCUUCCCCAGCGCCGCCCGCCUCGCCGCCCACCGCCGCCGCAGCCACCUGGAGCCCGAGCGGCCGUACCGCUGCGACUUCCCCGGCUGUGAAAGAACGUUUAUAACAGUGAGUGCAUUAUUCUCCCAUAAUCGAGCCCACUUCAGGGAGCAGGAGCAGUUCUCCUGUUCGUUUCCUGGCUGUAACAAGCAGUAUGACAAAGCCUGCCGACUGAAAAUCCACAUGAGGAGUCACACAGGUGAAAGGCCUUUUAUCUGCGACUUUGAAGGUUGUGGCUGGUCUUUCACCAGUAUGUCCAAGCUGCUGAGACAUAAAAGGAAACAUGAAGAUGACAGGAGAUUUAUGUGCCCAGUAGAAGGCUGUGGGAAGUCCUUCACAAGAGCAGAACACUUGAAAGGCCACAGUAUAACUCACCUUGGCACAAAACCAUUUGAGUGUCCAGUAGAAGGCUGUUGUGCAAAAUUUUCAGCACGAAGUAGUCUGUAUAUUCACUCCAAAAAACAUCUUCAGGAUGUGGACUCAUUAAAAACUCGUUGCCCUGUAUCGAGCUGUAAUAAAUUGUUCACUUCCAAACACAGUAUGAAGACGCACAUGGUCAAACAGCAUAACUUCAGCCCAGAUCUCUUAACUCAGCUUGAAGCAACCAGCUCCCUCACACCCAGCAGUGAACUCACUAGUCCGGGACAGAGCGAUCUCAGCAACAUAGACCUUGUAUCCCUAUUCUCCAAUGUGUCUAGUAACAAUUCUGGAAUUGCAACAGACAUGGCGCUAGUGAACUCUGGAAUUGUCACGAUUGAUGUUGCUUCGGUGGGCUCAACACUUGGAGGAAACCUACCUGUCAGUAACAAUUCUUUAAGCCAGGCAGUUGAUCCCUUGAUACUGGUGGCUAGCAGCGAUAUGCCGCAGAGCCUGGACAGUUCUCUCUUGCUGGGAACCAGCACAACAGUUCUACAGCAAAGCACUUUAAAUUUGGAUGAUGUACAGACUGUCAAUGCAGAAGCCUUAGGUUCUCUAGCAUCUUUGUCGGUGAGGAAUUCCAGUCAAGAUGUGCAUGGUCUGACAUCCAGCAAUAAUUUAACAAUCGACACAGCCACUUUGACUCCUUCUAGUAGCCUCGGCAGUACCAAUGUGCCUGAGUUACUAACACCAACUAAAGUUGAACGGAAUUUACUUCCUAGCUCGGACGUUGUUGGUCAACAAGAGGGCAGCAAAGUAGUGACACAGUUUGUCUUCUCCAACCCUCCAGGGAGCUACAGUGCACAGAAAGAAAUGGAUCUUGGCACAGUGACUGGCAGUUCAUUUUUGGAGAGCAGUGGGUCUGCAAGAACAGACUACAGAGCCAUUCAGCUAGCCAAGAAAAGAAAACAAAAAGGGAAUGGGAGCAGCACAGGGGCAUCUGGCUCUGGUCAGAGGAAAAGCAAGGGUGGUAAAGUAAGCCCUACCACCUUUUCAUCAUCUACUCCUGGCAGUCGACUAGGUGGCAACAUAGUUCUGCCAAAUGGAGGGCUGACAAUAAGGGACCCUGCCACUGGAGCCCAGUAUGUGCAAAUUCAGCUUCUUCAGGAUGAUUCCCCAGGAGAGGGAGAUUUGCCCUUUCAACUGAGCUCUCAGUCUUCCUCGUCACAUUCUCAGCUUACAGUGGAUUUACCUGUUCACAUACUUCAGGAACCGCACAAUUCCACUGAAGAUGAUGCAGGUUCUGAUAACUCUCAGUUCACUGGAAGCACAAUAAAUUUACAGGAUCUGGAAUGACCACGAUUAAAAACAGUUUCUUGAAAACAAAUUGGGCAAUCAUGUCUUGACAAAGUGAGAUAACUGUUGGGUCUUUUUCCAAGGAAAAUACGAAAACUAGGAGUGCUGGAUUAUGGUUGCGCUCUUUGCAAUUUGCUAAGGACAGUUGCAGCUGAAAGAUUUUCUUAAAAAAUGUAAAUCCCACUUGAUGUGCCUGUGUAAGAUAUUCUGUCUGCCAGGUGGUUGGAGAGACUGAGGCAGACUGCUGUACAGUGUUGUUUCAGGGAGAAGUACUGUAUUAAACUUCAAACUGAGGUAAUAUUUACUGUUUUCACAGGAAAGCAAGUAUUCUACAGCUAACAAGUGCAAAUUUAUAAUCCUGCCUAUGACAGUUAAAACUUUCCUUCUGUUGGUCUCCUACUGGAGCCAGUGGCAUCAAGGAAUUAAGAGCUAAGAUUUGCAAGCGUUUUCCACGCACACAAAAAUAAGUGUUUCGGCUCCUAUGUUCUGGCAGAAAACUGGAAUAAAGUGUCACAUGUAACACAAUUAAUGUUCUAUGCCAUGAAAAAAAUGAGAUGAUCUAAAAUUUUUGUUUUAGAAAGCUAGAUUCUAAAUGUUAACUUAGCUGUGAAUCAGUUUGUAGCUCAUGUUGAGUUUCUCCCUUUCCUUGCUCCUGCAUCCCAAAUACUUUGCUGAAUUCUUCCAGCAAAACUUGAAAAAGAAAACUGCAAUAGAACUGUACUCACUGUAAGUGAUUAGCUAAGAGUCCAACAGCAUCUGAGAGAGGUUUGUUUUAUCUUUGUGUUCCCUUUUUUGGGAGGAAUGUUGACUGUCAUGUAAAUUUAAGCACCUUGAUUUUAUCUCAUCUAUAAACUGCUGCCAAGUUACCUGUAAACUGGCCACUACCUUUUUAUUUUGGGUUGGUUUUGACUUUUUUUUUUUUUUCUAUUGAACACUGUUAACACUUGUUCUUUCUUGAUAUCCCAGAAUGUCACAUGCACAUGGAGUUUGUCUGGUUUACAGAAUAUGCAGUUGUCAGAGUAUUUUAUGAGGGGAAAAGCAUUGUUACCUGGGAAGAUUUGCCCCACUGAAAAACUGCAGUUUCUUUUGGGGGUGAGGGGAGAGGUUGUAUGUACUGUACUUACCUGGAUUGCAGACACCUACAUAAGUAUAGGGUUUAUAGGAAAAAAAAAAAAAACAACCAAAACUUUGGUUACAUUUGAAGGUAGUAAUUUAAAUGUUUCUUAUGGUGAUGUACUGAAUGCCUAUAAAAUUAUGUAUAGGAGUUUGAUAAAAGGGUGUAUGUACUGUUUUUUAUUCUCAAUGAGGUGUGUGUGUGUAUGCACGUAUGUGUAUUUUUUUUACAAAAUAAGAUAUGUCAUGCAGGAGAACGUUGUAAUCUUUCUAAUCUUGCACAUAUUUAUUUAUUUUACAGUUAUACUGAUGUUUAAUUCACAUGAGGUCAUUCAGAAAUGCUUUUACUUCCUGUGCCUUUUGAACUAUGUAUGUGUCCAGACAAAUGCUUUUUUUGGUUGAAGACUUGGGGGGGGGGGGGGAAAGCAUACAGGUUACGUUCAACUUCAGAUCCUGAUUUGUAGGCAGUAUUCUGUCCUCUGUUUGAACCAGUUUUAUUUUUCUAUCCUUAGUUUAACCGAGCAUUGAGGUGUCUCUCUUCCUCUCAUCCUGAGUUUACAGUUUAUGUCCAGGGAAUCCCUUAACUCUUUCAGGUUGGGUUUCCAAACCAAACUAAUUGGUAGAUGUGAUUUUCUACCUGGUGGCUGUGACUGCAGCACGGCGCACACUCCUGAGAGGUAGAAAGGUUGAGGAGGAAUCAUGCUGAAGGGACUACUGGGUCUUGCUGUAGUGGUCACAGUGCUCCCCCGGAAGCUGAGACACCUCAAGCUCCCAAUGCCUGCAUUACAUGUUCUUAAGGACCAUACCAGUUCUUAAUCUAUUAAAAUGGCCAAGGAACACUCCAUCUUUUUAUGGGACUUGUAACCAAAUCUUUCUACUUCUGAAAAUGUACCUCACUCAGCUUUGUAAGUGAAUGUAAAGUGCUAACCUCUUGGGGCCGAAAAUUGGAUCACUUGGCUUGAACUCCAUUGCUGGCAAUGGAUACCUGAAGAACUGCUGGUGCAAAAGGGUUAAUAAAGCUUUUUUUUUUUUAUGGUCA
Molecule: messenger RNA, 7069 nt
Organism: Tyto alba (common barn owl)
Lineage: Eukaryota; Metazoa; Chordata; Aves; Strigiformes; Tytonidae
Gene: ZXDC
Product: ZXD family zinc finger C
Exons: 10
Coding region: 2158-4917 (919 amino acids)
Biological process (GO): regulation of transcription by RNA polymerase II
Cellular component (GO): nucleus
Molecular function (GO): transcription coregulator activity
Source: RefSeq, a predicted model, not a curated record